AUGGCUGCCACGGCAGUGGCUGGAGGACUGCUGCCCCAGCUUGCAACGGCUUUGGUCACUGCCAAUUUCAAGGGCUCCGGCAACUGUCCGAGUCUAGAAUUUGCAGAAUCAGCAGCUCAAAUACUAUAUGGGACAAAUAACAGCAUAAAUCCUCCCCUCAAUCUUUCAAGCUGCAUAGAGGCAGCAAUUCUUGUUGCUGGUUCAGUUUAUGAGUACAAUACCGAUUCGGGUACAAAGGUGGGUUUGGUUUAUGGAUCAACAACAGAAGAUGUGCUAACAGGAAUCAGAAUUCUUGCAAAGGGUUGGAGAUCCGUAUACUCAGAUUUGGACUCACCUGCAUUUCUUGGGUGUGCACCGACGGGUGGACCCGUAAUCAUGACCCAAACGACAAGAAGGAUCACUGGAUUUUUAGAGAUCCUCUUCAGCAGUAGAAGUCCCAUUCUUGCCACCAUCACUGCAAAGCUCCAGUUGAGACAAUGCUUAGCCUAUCUUUACUUACUGAUAUGGGGACCAUGUUCUCUACCUGAGUUAUGCUAUGCUCUAUUGCCCACAUUCAGUAUCUUCACCAACACCCAUUUCCUACCUACGGUAUCUGAACCAGCUAUAUUCAUUCCGGCUUCCCUUUUCAUCAUCUAUAAUCUCUACACUCUUUCGGAGUACAUCCAAUGUCGCCUCUCAAUCAGAGCAUGGUGGAACAACAGGAGAAUGUCAUGGAUAGUUACUACCUCAACGGCAUGCUUGUUUCGAUUUCUAUGUUUCUUUCCCAAGUUUGUUGGGCUUUCAGAGAAUGUUUUCAAAGUUAUGCCAAAAGAUAACCAAGCUGGUUCUGGUACUGAAGACACCGACCAUGGCCGGUUUACCUUCGAUGAAUCUCCAAUUUUUGUGCCACCAACAGUCCUGUUUGUAAACUUGACUGCACUCUUCAUGGCCUUCCUUGAUGGGUCUUGUUGGUUGGGGCUAGGGGAGAUCAUUUGCUGUGCAUGGAUGGUGCUCACCUUCUUGGCCUUCCUCAAAGGGCUCUUUCGGAAAGGAAUAUAUGGUAUCCCUUGGCCCACCACCGUAUGGAAAUCAGCUGCGUUGGCAUCACUCUUCCUGCACUUUUCAAGGCACUGGGCUUCUAAAGGUUAAAUAGAUAAUCUCAGAAUUAUAGUUAUUUACCUUCAUGAUCCAAGCCUAGUCAGUAA
Messenger RNA from Telopea speciosissima, 1184 nucleotides. Its product is annotated as cellulose synthase-like protein H1. Gene Ontology annotation, molecular function: cellulose synthase (UDP-forming) activity; mannan synthase activity. Gene Ontology annotation, cellular component: plasma membrane; trans-Golgi network. The record is from RefSeq and is a predicted model, not a curated record. Bases 1 to 1128 code for a protein of 375 amino acids. The transcript is spliced from 4 exons. NCBI's taxonomy places the organism in Eukaryota, Viridiplantae, Streptophyta, Magnoliopsida, Proteales, Proteaceae. Gene Ontology annotation, biological process: plant-type primary cell wall biogenesis; cellulose biosynthetic process.